CGGUGAUGCUCAGCGCCUGCAGUUUGAGGGGAGAGGCGAGUUGAAUCUGAUGUGACUCUAACCACUACCGAAGAAGAAGCAUUUAAUCUGAGACACCACUGAAGAAGAAGAAGAAGAAUCACAGCAGGGGGCAUUAGGACCAUGAUUCUGAGCGUCAGCCUGUGUGUGGGGGUUCUGGUCCUGGUCAGUCCGGCUUCCUGUCAGACCGCCUCGGGCCCGGUUCAAGACCUGGUCCAGAGGAACGUGGACUUCGGGGCCCGGCUGUACCGAGCCGUCGCCGCCCGCUCCGACGGCAACGUGCUGCUGGCUCCGCUCACGCUGUCCUCCGCUCUGAGCGCGCUCAGUGGAGCCGCCACCGGGUCCACGGCCCAGCAGCUGCUGGAGGGCCUGAACCUGAACGGACUGGACCCCCAGACCGUCCCAGAACUGUUUCAGAGUCAGCGGGGUCUGGUCCGAGUCCUGGACCUGAAGCAGGGCGUGGGAGUCUUCCCUGCGCAGACCUUCCAGGUGUCGUCGGCCUACACAGACUUGGUCCAGAAGCUGGGGGGGGUGGUCCAGACCCUGAACUACGACCCCCCGCAGGAUGCUGCUGACACCAUCAACCGCUGGGCCCAGCUCGAGACCGCAGACCAGGUCCAGGACCUGGUGACUAACCUGGACCCCCAGACCCAGCUGCUCCUCGGCACCGCCGCCGCCUACCAGACACGGUUCCAGCCGGCCUUUAACGCGAGCGUCACUCUGGACGAGCGUUUCUUCGCGGAUAAGUAUCACGUGGUCGUGGCUCCGAUGAUGAUGCGGACCGAUAAGUACUUCCUGGCGUACGACCGCUCACUGAAGGUCGGCGUGCUGAAGCUGCCGAUGGCGGACGGGACGGCCAUGUUGGUGGUACUGCCCGACGAGGACGUGGACGUCACCGCCGUGGAAGAGGACUUGACGGGCGAGAAGAUCCGGAGCUGGAUCCGACAGCUGAAGAAGACGAAGCUGGAGGUGCAGAUGCCGCGCUUCCGGUUGGAGAGCUCGUACUCUCUGAGCGACGUCCUGCAGACGCUGGGGAUCACGCAGGCGUUCCAGGACACUGCCGACCUGAGCGGCAUGGGCGCAGCUAAAAGUCCCACGCUGACGCAGGUGGUCCAGAAAUCCGUCGUCUCUGUGGACGAGAGUGGCGGCGCCUCAGACGACCGAGUCAGCACCUUCUCGUCUCUUCCUCCUCGACUCACCAUCAACAGACCCUUCCUCUUCAUCGUCUACGAGCCGGCCAGCGGCAGUGUGCUGCUGAUGGGCCGCGUGGUCGACCCCACCAAGAAAUAAUCACCUGUACCUGUCAAGCCCCCCCAACCCCCCAACCCCCCACCCCCAUACUCACUGUUACCUGCUAACAUUUACCUGCUAACUGGCUCUCCGGCCACUCUAAGGUCAAAGACUUUACUCACAGUACAGUGUGACAUUUAUCAUGUAGUACUAUCAGUAUCAGUAGUAGUACUAUCAGUAUCAGUAGUAGUACUAUCAGUAUCAGUAGUAGUACUAUCAGUAUCAGUAGUAGUACUAUCAGUAUCAGUAGUAGUAUUAUCAGUAUCAGUAGUAGUACUAUCAGUAGUAGUACUAAUAGUCUCUAAUGUUGUAAUAACGCUGAGUGGUCACUAAUGUAACUCUGGUUCUAUGAGUUCUCUGUUAAGACUGAUGACAUCAUAUUGUAUCUGUAUGUAACCUGUGUGCAGUAGUGGUCUUCACAUGGUGGUCUUCACAUGGUGGUCUUCACAUGGUGGUCUUCACAUGGUGGUCUUCACAUCGUGGUCCUCACAUCGUGGUCUUCACAUCGUGGUCUUCACAUCGUGGUCUUCACAUUGUGGUCUUCACAUCGUGGUCUUCACAUCGUGGUCUUCACAUCGUGGUCUUUAUAGGUCUAAAAUAUUGGAUCUGUCCUGAAACUGA
Molecule: messenger RNA, 1929 nt
Organism: Scomber japonicus (chub mackerel)
Lineage: Eukaryota; Metazoa; Chordata; Actinopteri; Scombriformes; Scombridae
Product: protein Z-dependent protease inhibitor-like
Exons: 6
Coding region: 142-1308 (388 amino acids)
Biological process (GO): negative regulation of endopeptidase activity
Molecular function (GO): serine-type endopeptidase inhibitor activity
Source: RefSeq, a predicted model, not a curated record